Molecule: messenger RNA, 846 nt
Organism: Striga asiatica
Lineage: Eukaryota; Viridiplantae; Streptophyta; Magnoliopsida; Lamiales; Orobanchaceae
Source: the annotation of a GenBank genome assembly
UAAAAAUAAAAAAUAAAAAAAUAACUCAGACCACACGAGCCCGUGAAGCCGAAAAAACACCAGAUAGCUCUCAGCAUCUCUAACAAUGGCACAGCAGCAAAUUCGCGUACGUGUCUGCGUGCCAUUCUCGGAGAAACCAUGGCCGCCAUGAGCCUCUCCUCUGCACCAUUCACUCCGCUGGAACUCUUCUCCUCUAGACGCCGCCGCUCCGCCGCGUCGCUCCCUAGAAGGAAACCCCUUUCCGUUACCUUCGCCGGCGAUUCCUCUUCCGAAACCUCCACCGCGCCGCCGGAAAAGCCACAAAUUGAGAUGGAAUUCAUUGGGCCCAAACCUGGAGACGAAGUGAACAAUGCAAAAGCUGUGAGUGGAGAGAAGCUGCUGAGGAACAUUAUGUUGGAUAACAAAAUUGAGCUCUAUGCUGCUUUUGGGAAGGUAAUGAACUGCGGAGGAGGUGGGAGUUGCGGAACUUGUAUAGUGGAGAAACCAGAAUCUUGGAGGCUAGCCUGCCAAACUAUAGUCGGGAAUAAGGAAAACUCAGGAAAGGUGGUUGUCCAAAGGUUGCCCCAAUGGAAGAAAUGAUUAGAGCUACUUUGAAUGAGUUUGGUAAUUUAUGAAUAUUGGUUAGAAAACAUUUAUUAUAACAAAAUCAAUAACUUCUUGCUAUUAAUUUGUUAAAUAGCCUCAUUUAAUUAUUUGAAACUCUAUUACGUACCUUCAGCUUCAUUUUGCUUAUUGAGAAGGAAAAUGAUCUGUAAUAUUAUUGUUCAUCCUUUGAUUGUGAUGAUUUAUUUUCAUAUUUUGAGGUCUUGCACGUAAAAAAUGUAUGUAUUUGUAAGAUAGUUGAGC